GCGAGUGAUCGUGAGUGAUCGUGAGUGAUCGUGCCUACGUCACUGCCUUCUAACCAUAGUCCGGACUCCGAAGCUCCGACGGUGCAGUCUAGACAUGGAAAGCGAACGCACACGAGGCCUACCCGUCGGAGGCCCCUCGACUCACAUCGUCCGUCCCACAUACAACGAACAGCAAUUCCACAGCGGAUUCCGACCGAUCGAACGGCUGACAGCCAGGUCCGUCAUCCAGCACGUUCGAAGCCUCAUUCCGGCAUGGAACGUUUGGCUCCUAGCAAGAUUUCCCAUCAUCAGCUGGCUUGCAGACUAUCGCAACGACUGGAAAGACAAACUGGUCGGAGAUCUAUCAGGGGGCGUCACCACUGGCAUCAUGAUGAUACCUCAAGGUCUUGCGUAUGCGCAACUGGCUACAGUGGAGCCAGUCUACGGAUUGUAUUCCAACUUUUUUCCUGCUCUGGUCUAUGCUUGUCUGGGGACGUCGAUGCAUCUGUCUAUAGGUGUCUUUGCUGUUGUCACCAUUCUUGUGGGUGACACUGUAGAUGGGUACUGUAAGGCGCCUGACGUGAAUAUGACAAUGAACGGGACAGAUCUGACCUGUGGGAGUGUGGAGAGAAUCGACGUUGCUGUAGCUUUGACGAUGGCUGUCGGAAUUGUGCAACUGCUCAUGUUUGUUGUUCGAUUAGGAUUCAUUACCAUAUUCUUGUCUGAUCCUCUUGUUGGUGGAUUCACAACAGGGGCAGCUUUUUUGGUAGGAACUAGUCAGUUGAAACAUGUCUUUGGUCUUGACUUCGAAAGGCAAUCUGGAAUAUUCUCGGUACCCAAAACGUGGAAAGAAAUUUUUGCACAUCUUGGAGACACGAAUGGUGCCACCUUUCUGAUUUCUUUGUGCUGUAUAGCAUUUCUGGUCAUAGUGAAGAUCGUCAAUACGAAGUAUCACAAAAAGUUGAAGUUUCCAAUUCCUGGCGAACUGAUUGUCAUUAUUCUUGGUGCAGGGAUUUCGUAUGGUGGAAAGUUUCAUGAAAAAUUUGAUGUGAAGAUUGUCACUGAUAUUCCUAGCGGUCUGCCUACUCCUUCGUUGCCUAAUGCGAGUCUGGUCGGUUACAUGCUUCGAAAUCAGAAGACGUACAUUCUCGCUGUUGUGUCGUACGGUCUGACGAUAUCAAUGUGCAAACUCUUUGCAAAGCAGUUUAAGUAUAAGCUGGGAAUGAAUCAGGAGCUGUUUGCAUACAGCUUAACAAAUAUUGUUGGUUCUUUCUUUAGUUGUGUGACAGUUAGUGGAUCUCUGACACGAACAGUUGUCUAUGCAACAGUUGGUGGACGAACUCUACUUGGUAGUGUCUUUUCGGCACUCAUUGUGCUCAUUGUUUUAGUUGCUGUUGCUCCUCUGUUUGAACCAUUACCCAAUGCUGUUCUUGCAGCAGUCGUUCUUGUGGCACUGCGGGGUCUUCUUAUGCAGUUUCGUGAUGUCAAGAAGCUUUUCUAUGUCAACAAACUUGAUCUUGGACUUUGGCUGGUCACGUUCUUUGCUACAGUGAUUUUUUCUGUUGACAUUGGCCUUGCAGUUGGGGUCAUUUAUGGUAUAUUGACUAUAGUUUGGCAUAGUUUUGUACCAUACCAAUGUCUUCUUGGUCGAAUACCUGGAACGGAUCUGUAUCGUGAUUUAAGCAGAUUUGAAGCAAUUCAGAGUGUUCCUGGAGUUAAGAUUUUUCGCUUUGAGUCAUCACUUAGCUUUGCAAAUUCAGAACGAUUCAAGAGAAAACUACUGUCAUUUACGGAUAUAGAUCUGAGUAACACUUUACAAGCUGAAGAUGUGUGUGAUGAAAGUAAUAGACAUGAUGAUGAUUUACAACAGAAGCAAACUGGGAGUGUUGAUAUGUCUCAUGAUGACACAGCUCAGUCAGCCAGUGGACUGAGACUUCGUUGUCUUGGCAGUCUGAACGAGUCUUCAUUAAGAGAUGAUACAAUAGACGACGAUGUCGCAGAUGCAGAAGCUUCCCCUAGUUUACAGUUGAGUUUGAGCUCGCACAUUCCAACUCACACCGUGAUCAUCGACUGUACUGUGUUCACAUUUAUGGACUCGGUCAGUGUUAACAUGAUUGUGGAACUGAAUAAGGACUUACAGGAAUGUGGCAUUCAGUUACUAUUGGCGGGAUGUCGAUGGCGUGUACGACAAACACUUGAAGCGGGAGGAUACAUGGCUAAAGUUGGAUUGGAUCAUCUAUUUGUUACUAUUCAUGAUGCUGUUGUUUUUGCCCUUCAUGGAGCUUCGCUGGUUACUCGUCCAAGGAGUAAUAAUGAUGAUCCGCUUGAGGAUGUACUUGCUGUAAGCGAAGAGGAGCCUGUUGAAAGUCAAGCUGAUGUGAUAAAUGUUGUUCCUCAGUCUGAUGAAAGUAGUGUGUAGUGUAUAUGCUGACAAUUACAUGUGUAUCGAGAAUUUGUAAGUUGGAAUUCAGAAGAGAUGUUGCUAUUUUUGUCAACAAUGUCUAAUUAAUAAAAUUCAAAAAGC
Corticium candelabrum is the source of this 2503-nucleotide messenger RNA. Its product is annotated as prestin-like. The transcript has a single exon. The record is from RefSeq and is a predicted model, not a curated record. NCBI's taxonomy places the organism in Eukaryota, Metazoa, Porifera, Homoscleromorpha, Homosclerophorida, Plakinidae. Gene Ontology annotation, molecular function: bicarbonate transmembrane transporter activity; sulfate transmembrane transporter activity; chloride transmembrane transporter activity. Gene Ontology annotation, cellular component: plasma membrane. Gene Ontology annotation, biological process: transmembrane transport. Bases 95 to 2398 code for a protein of 767 amino acids.